Molecule: messenger RNA, 3696 nt
Organism: Crotalus tigris (Tiger rattlesnake)
Lineage: Eukaryota; Metazoa; Chordata; Lepidosauria; Squamata; Viperidae
Product: sodium/calcium exchanger 1-like
Exons: 7
Coding region: 164-2887 (907 amino acids)
Biological process (GO): calcium ion import across plasma membrane; cell communication; sodium ion transmembrane transport
Cellular component (GO): sarcolemma; postsynapse; axon
Molecular function (GO): calcium:sodium antiporter activity
Source: RefSeq, a predicted model, not a curated record
GCGUCCCCCCCCCCGCCUCGGUCAUUCAAGCUUUGCCUCCCCAGCUGGGCGAGGGGGCACCGAUCCCUAGGGGGAAAGCGGCUAGACGACAGCCCCGCCACCCCACCCCACGGCCUCCGUCGCCUCUCUCCGACUCAUCACCGCCAGAGUCACCUUCUCUAUCAUGUCUCCGCUGAAGACCUCGCUCCUGUUCUUGGCAAUCUUCCUCCCGUCGCUGCUUGCUACAGUGGACGACGCCUUGGGCCCACCCAGGAUUGGGUCAUCUACUCCAGAUGAUGGCAACCGUAGCGCCAAAUGUCAGGAAAACACCGAGUGCCAGGAAGGUGUGAUCUUACCUGUGUGGCUCCCUCAGAAUCCUUCCGUCGGAGAUAAGGUGGCCCGGGCCAUCGUUUACUUUGUGGCCCUCAUCUAUAUGUUCCUGGGCAUGUCCAUCAUUGCCGACCGCUUCAUGGCCUCCAUCGAAGUGAUCACCUCACAGGAAAAAGAGAUCACCAUUAAGAAACCCAACGGGGAGACCACCACCACCACCAUCCGCAUCUGGAACGAGACGGUCUCCAACCUCACCUUAAUGGCCCUGGGGUCCUCUGCCCCCGAGAUCCUCCUUUCCAUCAUUGAGAUCGUGGGUCACGGCUUUCAAGCAGGCGACAUGGGUCCCAGCACCAUCGUGGGCAGCGCCGCUUUUAACAUGUUCAUCAUCAUCGCCAUCUGCAUCCACGUGGUCCCUCAAGGGGAGAUACGGCGCAUCAAACAUUUGCGGGUAUUCUUCGUCACGGCGGCCUGGAGCAUCUUUGCUUACAUCUGGUUAUAUCUUAUCCUGGCCUGGUUCUCUCCCGGCGAGGUAGAACUAUGGGAAGGUCUUCUCACCUUCCUGUUUUUCCCAGUCUGUGUACUCCAGGCUUGGGUGGCUGACCGAAGACUCCUCUUCUACAAAUACGUCCACAAAAAGUACCGGGCCGAUAAAUCGCGGGGUCUCAUCAUUGAGAGCGAGGGCGAAGUCGGUUACCCGAAAAUGGACAUCGAGAUGGAUAAUUCGCUAAAGGAAGGCUCUGAAGGUCUGGGGGAUACGGGUAAGGAUCAAGACGAGGAGGCCCGCCGGGAUAUGGCUCGGACCUUGCGGGAUCUGAAACAAAAGCAUCCCGAAAAGGACAUGGAACAACUGAUCGAAAUGGCCAACUAUCACGUACUCGUUCAGCAGCAGAAGAGCCGAGCUUUCUACCGCAUCCAGGCGACUCGUAUGAUGAUCGGAGCAGGGAACAUCCUCAAGAAACACGCGGCCGAUCAGGCCCGCAAAGCCAUCAGCAUGCAGGAGGUCCAGACAGAGGAAGACGAGUCGGUGACAAAAGUCGGCUUCGAGCCAGCCCAUUAUCAGUGCUUCGAGAACUGUGGUUCGGUGGUCCUGACCGUGGUCCGCCGAGGAGGGGACCUGGCCUGCGUCACUGUGCGAGUGGACUUCCGUACAGAGGACGGAACGGCGAACGCCGGUUCCGACUACGAAUUUGCAGAGGGGACCCUGCUCUUCAAGCCGGGAGAGACACACAAGGAACUGCGGGUGGGGAUCAUUGACGACGAUAUUUUUGAAGAGGACGAGUAUUUUUACGUCCAUCUCAGCAACGUCAGGGCCACCUGGGCCGAGCCGGGUCUGGAGCCUCCUCCGAAAGCUUGUCUUGCACCUUCCAAGAUGGCCACCGUGACGAUCUUCGACGAUGACCACGCGGGUAUCUUUACCUUUGAGGGACCCUCCAUGCGAGUGAGCGAAAGCGUAGGCGUGGUGCACAUCAAAGUGUUGCGGACUUCGGGGGCCCGCGGGCGAGUGGCCAUCCCCUACCACACCAUCGAGGGCACGGCAAAAGCUGGGGAGGAUUACGAGGAAGUCGCUGGCAAAGUGGAAUUUCAGAACGACGAGACGGUAAGAUACAUCGAGAUUAAAAUUAUUGACGAUGAGGAGUAUGAAAAAAACAAGAAUUUUCACCUGGAAUUGGGACCCCCAGUCAUCUUGGACAUUGGAGUCCGGCACGGUGACACCAACGAGAAUCAACUGCCUGCAGGGGAGGAGGAAAAAAUUGCUAAGAUGGGGUACCCCAGUUUGGGAGAAAACGCCAAACUUGAAGUCAUUAUCGAAGAGUCUUACGAGUUCAAGAGCACUGUGGACAAAUUAAUCAAGAAAACUAACCUGGCUCUCGUGGUGGGAAGCAGCAGCUGGAGGGAGCAAUUUGUAAGCGCCGUGACGGUCAGUGCCGGUGACGACGAGGAUGAAGACUCGGGCGAGGACCGCCUCCCUUCCUGCUUCGAUUACAUCAUGCACUUCCUCACCGUCUUCUGGAAAGUUCUUUUCGCCUUUGUACCGCCCACCGAGUACUGGUGCGGCUGGGCCUGCUUCCUGGUCUCCAUCUGCCUCAUCGGGGUGCUGACGGCCCUCACCGGGGACCUGGCCUCUCACUUCGGCUGCACCAUCGGCCUCAAGGACUCGGUCACCGCGGUGGUGUUCGUGGCGCUGGGGACCUCCGUGCCCGAUACCUUUGCCAGCAAGGUGGCUGCCAUCCAAGACCAGUAUGCCGACGCUUCCAUUGGUAACGUGACGGGCAGCAACGCGGUGAAUGUCUUUCUGGGCAUUGGCGUGGCCUGGACCAUCGCCGCCAGCUACUGGGCCAGCCAGGGGAAGCCCUUCAAGGUGCAGCCGGGCAGCCUGGCGUUCUCCGUCACCCUCUUCACCAUCUUUGCCUUCAUCAGCAUCGCGGUGCUGCUGUACCGGCGCCGGCCUCCCGUGGGGGGAGAACUGGGUGGUCCCCGAACCCCAAAACUUCUAGCCACCCUGCUUUUCAUUAGCCUCUGGCUGGUCUACAUCCUGUUAGCGGCUUUGGAAGCCUAUUGCCAUAUCGAGGGCUUCUGAAGCGGCGGGUUCGAAUCGAGACGCUUCUUUGGGGGGGGGGGGGAGGAACGAAUCCAGAAAGGACCUCACACCACUCGGAGAAGCCCUCCUGGUGGAAAUAUGCAGGAUGCCUGCUCCACGCCCUUUUAUUUUCCUCUCUCUCCAUCCGUCUCGCCACUUCGGCGGCCGAUUUGGGGCGUGCUCAAGUGUCCGUUUCAGCAGGGGCCAAGUGGGACACUUCCCUCCCACACACACACCCCUCAGUUUUGGAGCACCCCAAGUCACGAGUUCGAGAUGGUGUCUUGGAGAAGAGUUGGGGGAAAGAGAACUUUUUGGGGAAAGCUAAGCCUGAAUGAGGGGGUGGAAGAGAUGGAUUCGCUCCUGUCCAAUUUCUCUGUUAUUCCUGCAUUAAUUGAGCAGUUUGGACCUCGGGCGAAAGAAAGCACGCCUUUUGGGCCAAUGCUGAUGAAUUUAAAAAAGGGGAGCAGGACACGUUAUCUCUCUCCUCUACUCUGCCCCUCCUUCAAGCCACGGUUUAAUGGAAGGAAGCUGGCUUGUACCUGGACAUGAGGAGCGCCUUCCAAACCCAGGUUUUUGGAACAAAGGAACGGAAUUUGCACAAAAUGCUCUCCUCUUGGUCCCCCAUCCAUGAUGGGGAGAAGGGAAGCGACCAGGCCAGGCUAAAAAAAGGGACAAUCUCAAAACUGCCAAUUUGUCUGAAGCACAGUCGUCUCUCUUAAAAGCCAACCUUUGCGCUCUUCCGGAAAACAGCACAAAACAUCUCUCCAAACAGCCAAAAAAAAAAAAAAAGAAAUAGUAACAGAAGAGUA